AUGGUCGGAAGUUUAUCUGAGGCAUCACACAUACAGACAGUAGCGAGGCUGCUCUCACCACGGCGGCGGCGAUUCAUGCGCUCACACAUGUUUCACAAAUCUUCCGCUCCUCUGUUUCUCGGUGCCACGCCCUUGCCGACCUGGGCUCCUUUCAUCUCGACGGCGGAGCGACAUGGCAUACAUGGUAAAUUGUACCUACAUGCCUGGUACCCGACCUACUCUAUGUUCAUGGCAAUGAGUCGGCUCAAGCGAAAGGGCAACGGUUCGUCUCUGCGACCAACAAGCGCCGAUCAUGGACGGGACUGGGCCGAAGACGACAAAAGCGUAGGCAAAAAAGUGGAACCCCUCGAUCCAGCCGACGGAAUAGGCGAGCCAGUCUCGAACAUGCAAUAA
This is a messenger RNA of Plenodomus lingam JN3, 393 nucleotides long. The record is from RefSeq and is a predicted model, not a curated record. Lineage: Eukaryota; Fungi; Ascomycota; Dothideomycetes; Pleosporales; Leptosphaeriaceae.